This is a messenger RNA of Cryptomeria japonica (Japanese cedar), 1844 nucleotides long. Its product is annotated as G-type lectin S-receptor-like serine/threonine-protein kinase At2g19130. Lineage: Eukaryota; Viridiplantae; Streptophyta; Pinopsida; Cupressales; Cupressaceae. The transcript has a single exon. The record is from RefSeq and is a predicted model, not a curated record. Gene Ontology annotation, biological process: protein phosphorylation. Gene Ontology annotation, molecular function: ATP binding; protein kinase activity. The coding region runs from base 232 to 1428 and encodes 398 amino acids.
GGCAACAAGGGAUGAGGUUGGGUGGACAGCAAAAGCUAGUCGGUUGGAAAAGCUCAGUAGAUCCAGCACCUGGGCUUUACUCGUUGCAUUUGGAUCCAUCUGAGGCUCUGCAAUUCGUGCUCACAUGGAACAACUCUGUCCAGUAUUGGGAGAGCGGACUUUGGGACGGCCAAACUUUCGGUGAUAUUCCAGAAAUGCCACAAGAAACCCAGUUCCACCACAAACACAGCUAUGAAAAUACUAGCACUGGUGUGUAUUUCAACUAUAAAGUUGACUCCGGCAGACAAUCGCGCCCGUGAUUCACAAGAGUGGUGGUCCAGUGGCUGUGUUCGGCGGAGCCCCUUAAACUGCGGUGCCAAAAUUGGCAGCAGCGACGGAUUCAUCGACCUUAGUGUAACAUUGCCUGAUGAAUCGGCUUCGUCAUACCCUCAUGCUCUGCGUAACUGCUCAUGCUCUGCGUUUACCUUCAAUUCUCCUUCAGGAUCCUGUCACAUCUGGUCCGGAGAUUUGCUAAACAUGCUGAGUUCUCCAUCAGACAACAGAUGGACUGUCUCGAUUCGAGUAGCUGCCUCUGCCUUUCCAAAGUUUCACAAACCACCGUCCUCCUCAAAACUGAAAACCAUAAUCAUUGUGAGUGUUCUCGCUCUCGCUCUUGCUUUGAGCAUCUUUUCAUUUUUAAUGUGGCAAAAGUAUCGGCUACGACGCCCAAUGGAGACGUCUGAAGAUUCCUUGGAGUCUUCUAUUAGAAUGUUUAGUUACAUGGAGCUGAGGAUUGCAACAAGGAAUUUCAGGUCUAAGUUAGGAAGCGGAGGAUUCGGCUCAGUGUUCAAAGGAUCUCUAACAGAUGGUACGCUUGUGGCCGUAAAGAAAUUGAAUUCUAGUUCAAGACAACAUGAAAAGCAGUUCCGAGCCAAAAUCAGUUCUCUUGGCAACACACAACAUGCGAAUUUGAUCAGACUUCGAGGGUUUUGUGCAGAUGGAUCCAGACGGUUACUAGUUUAUGAUUACAUGCCCAAUGGCUCUCUAAAUUCCCUACUAUUCACUAGUAAUUCCAGAAGUAAACAGAAGGUACUCGACUGGAAGACCCGAUUGGAGAUCGCUUUAGGCACUGCUCGAGGUUUGGUUUAUCUCCAAGAGGAGUGCAGAGACCGCAUCAUUCAUGGAGAUGUAAAGCCGGAGAACAUUCUUCUGGACUCUGAUUUUUCACCCAAAUUAGCAGAUUUUGGGUUGGCAAAGCUUGUGGGUAGAGAUUUCAGCCACGUACUGACAACAACGAGAGGAACCAGAGGGUAUUUGGCUCCAGAGUGGAUCUCCAGUCUUCCCAUCACUCCCAAGGUCGAUGUUUACAGUUUUGGUAUUACGCUCUUGGAAAUCAUUUCUGGGCGAAGAAGUCUGGAUUUCACUGCGCAAGAUUCAAGUAAGUAUUAAUUUCCCGCAUGGGCUGCAACUCAAAUUUACCAGGGUAAUACGAUCAGUAUUGUGGACGGAGGCGUUGCAGCAGAGGCAGAUAUUGAAGGGGUGAGAAGAGUAGGCGUCGUAGGAUUGCUAUGCAUAGAAAAGGAGGAGGAGAUGAGGCCAAGCAUGGAACAAGUGCUGCGGAUGCUUGAAGGGAAGAUGAUCCCUCAAACUCUGCAGAUGAAGAUGCUGAGUUGUGCACUCAAGGACCGAACCGAGACUGAUAGCGGCAGCAACGACACUACUGUCUAGAAUAAAGCAAACGAUGUAUGUACUUAUAUAUAAUAUUUUUAAAUUGAAAUUCUCAAACUCAAUAUUAUUGGUUUGGCAGGUGGGCAGGAUAUUAAUGCAUUCACUCUUUUCAAUUAAUCAAUACAAAUGCCGAAUUA